UAUGAAUGACAGCGCCGGACGGAAGCAGUUCAGGCCAAAGUUCAGGCUCUUGUUUCUUUCCUUGCUCCGUUAUCGACGCAGUUCGUCCAUCAAGGCGCCUGGUAGUGAUCGGCGCUCCUCUUUUUCCUGACGCUAUCGACAACGUUGUUCUCCAGCCAGCUGCAAGGCUUCUACCCCACCCCACCACCACCUCGACCUGUCUUCCCUGUGCUACCCACGUUCGUCACAUCCCUGAAGGGCCUCUCGAGGACAACUUGAAUCCAUUCUGUUGACUGGUACAACAUCAUCAUGCCUCUUCCAAGUGGCACGUCGUUGUCUCUGCAAGGGCAUUCUCGCCCUGGAGAUACUAUCCAGACUAAGCCCAAGCACGCCAUGAUAGUCCGGAUGUCGGCUGAGACAUUAGAAGCUCUCGAGGACUUGUCGAGUGUCCCUGCAAUGAAUUUCGAGUUUGGCGAUGAACCAGGCAUUUACAUUGGGGAGACAUUCUUUCCAAUGCGUCCUCUGAAGGAGAGUUCUCCGCACGAGAUAUAUCUCAGGACGUCCUCUGUGGCCAAACCAAAUGCCCCGUUGAAGCUUUACGCCAAUGUGAUGGGCAAAUUCAUCGUCGACAGACAACUUGGUGAGAAAGUCACAGAUAAAGUCCGGCAGCAAACCAUCGAGGCGAAGAAACAACACUCUGAGCGCCAAACCAUCAUGCUCGACGCCCCACUCUUACCUGCGGGAGGCGCCAAGAACUUGAAGCGGAAAGCACCGGGUUCAGGAACUGUAGUAAAGAAAACCAUACAGCGCGACACCCUUCGUGCACCUUCUGCAUCCACAGUCACUGCACGCAAGAUUUCGCCAAUACCACAGACCGCUUCGUCAAAGGCGAAUGCGGAUGUUCGCAGGCGUCUUAUACACUUCCUUGCAGUCGAGCCUCGUGAAACAGAUCUGGCGGUAGCCAGGGUUUGCGGGAAUAACUGCGACGCCACUGCAAGGGCCAAUCUACUUAGCAUCUUAGAAGAGGUUGCUGAACAAAUCCUAGCCCGUAAAGGAGACAAGUCUCCUCGGAAAUGGUCUCUCAAAAAUCGUACAUGGGUUGAAGUGCGUCCAUACGAAUGGGAGAUGUACAAACCAACAGAGCGGACCAAUAUCGCUCGACAAGGCAGAGUCGUGCUCAGCGCCCUCAAAAUACCCGAGUCUGAACCUGUGUGGGAUCAUUUUCGCUUUCGAAAUCUUGCACCUCCUACCGGAGCUGCUCCUCAUCCUACCCACGGGGGUAAGACCAUCACCGGCCCACCUGUGGGUGCUCCUCAGCCGAAGCCUGAGCCAAAACGGCCUGCUGUAUCCAAAGAUUUGAAGCAGAAAGCAAAGGCAGAUUCUUCUCGAAUAAAGGGCGACAUACAAAUGAAAGACGAGUCCGUUAAGCUUCCUAGAGUGGCGGCCAUUAAGCGUGAAGAAGCCAGUCCAUCGCCCAGUUCCAGCACUAGCACCAGCUCGAAGGCGGCAUCCAGACGAGUACCGGGUUCGGGAUAUGUUGCAAAGAAGUCCCCUCAGCCUUCUCCUACCGUCGAGGUCGCACCUCGCGAAGCUGUAGUGCCAGCCGAACCUCGUCCUCAGCGACCGCUACCCCGACCCUUACCUGCAAAACCUGCACCAGCACUCCCGCCGCCACGUGCAAGUCAGGAGAAGACGCCUGCCACUGCCAUGUCGAUGAAGAUGACGAAGAAGACACUUCCACCCGAGGACUCCGAUAGAGAACGCGAGAGACCUAGAGAUAAAGACAGACCGCCCAAGGAUAGAGUCGUUGCUGGCGUAAAGCGGAAGAGCGCCACCCAUGAUGUAGAAGAUACACAGGACGAAGAGAGACUCAAGGUAAAUUCAUUCAAGAAGCGCAAAACGGAAGACGGCCCAUCACCUGUUGCAUCUUCGUCUUCAUUAAAAGUUCGAGACUUGUCUCUUCCGAAGAAGCCGGUCGAGCGCGUAUCUCCUGUACCACCCCCACCUCCACCGACGAAGAAGCAGGUCGAACGCGUAUCUCCUAUACCACCCCUACCGCCGAAGAUUAAGAAAGAAUCUUCUCCAUUUCCACCUCCACCGAAGAAGAUCAAGAAAGAACCUUCUCCACUUCCACCGUCUCGCCCCACCUUACCGACGCAGGCACCACCCUCAAACUCGCCUUCCAAAGUAGAUCAACGAACGAAACUCAAUGGAGUGUCGAAAGCCAGACGAAAGUCGCCAAUAUAUACAUCCUCGGAUGAAGGAGAGAUACCAGAGCCGCCACUGAAGUCCGCCCAGGAUCCUUCCACGAAUACUGAUCGUUCAAAGGGCAAGGAUGGACGUGCCCGCCCUCGAUCUUCAUACCCACUACCCCCUGAUCGUAACGGGCUACGUUCGCGAUACCAGUCCAAGUAUGGACAUUACUUGGACACAUAUUCCCAAAUAUUCACACAGAAGCGGAAGAUCGAGGCCAUCUUAAACGGAGAAUCGGAAGCGGAAGGAGAGAUUAUGGAUCCAGAGGAGCUGAAGAGGCUCAGUGCCGAGCACAAGAUUCAGAAAGAGGAAUUGGAGAUCAUCCAAGAGAAAUGGAUGAACGGGUCUGUAUCGGAAUGAUCUGAACAUCACAGUUGACUUGCACGUAAACUUCUACUGCACUUAAGGCGGACAUGACCCACUUAUCAAGACUAUCUACACCGUAUUUUUGUUCUUGUACAUCGCUGUCGCAUCUUUUUCGUUCAUCAAUUACAGCUAUGGAAGCUAUGCAUGUAUACACUGAUACAUAGACUAAUUACGACUGUUGCAUAAU
This is a messenger RNA of Suillus paluster, 2785 nucleotides long. RefSeq lists its product as uncharacterized. Bases 289 to 2592 code for a protein of 767 amino acids. The record is from RefSeq and is a predicted model, not a curated record. Gene Ontology annotation, cellular component: transcription elongation factor complex. The transcript has 3 exons. Gene Ontology annotation, biological process: transcription elongation by RNA polymerase II. NCBI's taxonomy places the organism in Eukaryota, Fungi, Basidiomycota, Agaricomycetes, Boletales, Suillaceae.